AUGCCGACGGAAAGACAAUCGACGAGCAAGAGCUGCUGCACAACCCCGGCCUUUUUCUUCCCCACAAAGGGCAGCUGCACCAAGCCCUCGCCCUGGACCCGCAUCUCAGCUAGGGUCUCGCAGUCGCAGGCCGAGUCGACAAAUGCCAGCAAAGAAACAGCCAGCAGCUUCGCAGCGCGGUCCCGAGAGUCUGCACGGGUACCUGGCGAGAACAGGGCGGUUCCGUCGCAGUAUGCGGGAUCCCCGUCGCACAGCACUGCAUUUGUGGUUGCUUGGAAUAUUGAGCUUGAGUUCAGCGGCGAUACGCUGGGUGCAGGAGCUUUUGCCGGAAUUACCGAAGCCCAAGGACUGCCGACAGCGAGUAGGCUUGAGGCUGUUAAGGUGCAGACUCAGUUGAAUACUUCUAUCAUCUAUGUAUGCCGGCUGUUGUACCCAGGGGCCAGGGCCAAUGGCAGUGUGGAAGUCUAG
Messenger RNA from Penicillium verhagenii, 468 nucleotides. RefSeq lists its product as uncharacterized. The record is from RefSeq and is a predicted model, not a curated record. The transcript has a single exon. Bases 1 to 468 code for a protein of 155 amino acids. NCBI's taxonomy places the organism in Eukaryota, Fungi, Ascomycota, Eurotiomycetes, Eurotiales, Aspergillaceae.